CACUGUGGAAUGGAGUCAUCCCCUGUUCACUAAGCCUUAUGAUGGCAAAAAUAGACCAGAACUAAUAAAGAAUAAUGAAUGAACAAGAGCUACGGCGAACACUCCCUGAACAGUUUUCAGGGAGUGGGCACACCUUUGGCACGCAACGGCAUCAAAGUGUCACUAACCCAAUACUGUCCAAACGAGUAUGCUUCUACAAGAGUGGAGACCCUCAGUUUAAUGGUCUGCGGAUGGUCAUCAACAGCCGCACUUUUAAAACAUUUGAUGCACUCCUGGACAGUUUAUCUAAGAAGGUCCCUCUGCCAUUUGGAGUGAGGAACAUUACCACUCCUCGAGGCGUCCAUGCUGUCUCCUCUCUGGAUGAACUGGAGGAUGGGAAGUCUUACAUUUGCUCAGACCAUCGAAAGGUGAAACCUAUAAAUCUGGCCAUGGCCCAGAAAAAGCCACCUCCCUGGUACCAUGCCCGGCCCGUGAGCUCUCGACGCCGGACCAUCCAGAAGGCCCAGCGUUACCCUGGACACAAACUUCAUAACCUGGAGUCAGUGGUGAUGCGCACACCAAAAAAGCUCUUGGUUUUCCGUAAUGGAGACCCAGCAUUCAAGUGUGUUGUUGUGCUUCAGAAGAAGUCUACACCCACAUUUGAAUCCAUCCUGAGAUACAUUUCAGAACUGAUGCAGUUUAAUGUGGCAAAACUACACACACCUGAAGGAAGACAUGUUGAUGGUCUCCCAGGCUUGAUAAUGUGUUCUGGAACUGUGGUAGCUGCAGGCAGGGAAAAGUUCAAACCUGCAAACUACAAUUCACAAAAAUCAUUUGAGCCGCCUCGAAUGAGAGUCAACCGAAGAAGUGUUCGACGACUAAAGGCUUUAAGUCAGAGCGCAUACAGUAUGCCUACAAACUCCAUUGAAAUGGAGUCCAUCCAUAUUCUAGACUCAGUGGCAGAAUCAGAAGCAGAAAACUUUGCCGGAGCUGGGGUUGAAGGCCAGGACUGUUUGCUACCGACAGACGAUGAUAUUGAAAAAUCCUUUCGGGUGAACCAAGAUGGUAGCAUGACAGUUGAAAUGAAGGUGCGACUGACAAUUAAGGAGGAAGAGACACUUCAUUGGACAACCACCCUGUCACGUUCCUCUGUAUCUGAUCAGCUUACUGGGGACAGUUUCCUGGCUCCUGCACCAGAGCAAGAGAUCAGCCUACCUGAAUCAGACCAUAUGGAUUUACGGACUCCUGCUGCUACACCCAAGGAUAUCAACAAGAACAAAGAUAUCUGCAAAAUAACUCCCAAACUAGAUGUAGAGAGGUUUGAUGCAAAUGAUGUAAGCUGUGCAGAGGCUUUAGAAAUGAUGGAGUCCCUUCGAGAAAUUGCUAGUAUAGAUGAGCGUCAGACAUUACAAUCUGUUUCUGAGCAUGAGACAUGUUCAGAAAAGAAAAUUGCAAAUGGUCUGAGGAAGGGCAUUAUGAGUCCAUCACAAAGAGAGUUGUCUCCUUUAUCUGACAGGAAUGCAUCCUCCACUGAGUCCCCCAUGUCCCAGCUGUCCCCCGGCACCCGAUCAGCUCCACAGUCAUCCUUAUCCUUUAGCUAUGACUCCACCAGUGUUAUAACCAAACAGCCAGAGGGGAACCGGGACAUUCCAGAGGGCACAAAGAUGCAGUCAGAGAAAAAUGGAAAACUCCCUGGUGGUGUGACAGAUUUCAAAAUCAUGGAUAAUAAAGUUCAUCCUCUGGUGGAGGUGUCUCCUGCUCAUGAGGCUGUUGUAGUUCAGCCAGUCAGAGGUCAAGGUGUUAUGAGCAGAAGGGUGCAAGAGCCUGAUGUGUUGGACAUUUUGUACAAUUUCUGUGGAGAGCAUUGCCCAAUACUGUGA
Messenger RNA from Periophthalmus magnuspinnatus, 1859 nucleotides. Its product is annotated as oxygen-regulated protein 1. Gene Ontology annotation, cellular component: axoneme. The transcript has 7 exons. Lineage: Eukaryota; Metazoa; Chordata; Actinopteri; Gobiiformes; Gobiidae. Bases 75 to 1859 code for a protein of 594 amino acids. Gene Ontology annotation, biological process: retina development in camera-type eye; intracellular signal transduction; photoreceptor cell development. The record is from RefSeq and is a predicted model, not a curated record.